AUGGCUCGUUUUUUCGUCGGCCUGCUGGCGCUGCUGGCGCUCGGCUGCCUGGUCCACCAGGCCACCGCUGUUGACGGGGGCUCGUUCUGCAAGUACGUCGACCGGCGCAAGGUGCAACUGCGCCUGCGCGCGCUCUUCAAUGGCGCGUCAGGACCCCCGUCCCUGUACUUCAGCACCCUGAACCAGCUCGCCAAGACCAACAACUGGAUCUGCAAGGCCUGCGGGAGGGGGACCGACAAGGUCAUCGCGAUUCCUGGAAACACCACCACCACCAUCGACACCCUCUACCCGGGCUUUGGGCAGUGCUUCUGCGAGCCAGGGUUUGGCGCCUGGAGCUACACAAUCGGGCGCACCUCCACCACCACCCCCCUGGUGGUCGCCAACCCCGGCAAGACGCUCCAGGGCAUUGGCUGCAGCAAGUGCCCCAACGGUGUCCGCGGCCCAAACACUUACAAUGGUUCGACCAUCGACACCACUGUGGGCCCCUACAACAGCGCCACCAACACCUGGACGCAGACCAGAUGCGCUUGCAGGGUCACCGCCACCGGCGCGUCCUGCUAG
This is a messenger RNA of Monoraphidium neglectum, 561 nucleotides long. RefSeq lists its product as hypothetical. The coding region runs from base 1 to 561 and encodes 186 amino acids. Lineage: Eukaryota; Viridiplantae; Chlorophyta; Chlorophyceae; Sphaeropleales; Selenastraceae. The transcript is spliced from 4 exons. The record is from RefSeq and is a predicted model, not a curated record.